Corapipo altera (White-ruffed manakin) is the source of this 5929-nucleotide messenger RNA. It is a transcript of the gene FOXM1, whose product is annotated as forkhead box M1. Gene Ontology annotation, biological process: G2/M transition of mitotic cell cycle; regulation of DNA-templated transcription. The transcript has 10 exons. Lineage: Eukaryota; Metazoa; Chordata; Aves; Passeriformes; Pipridae. The coding region runs from base 333 to 2720 and encodes 795 amino acids. Gene Ontology annotation, molecular function: sequence-specific DNA binding; DNA-binding transcription factor activity. The record is from RefSeq and is a predicted model, not a curated record.
GGCCCAGGCCGGCACGUGACCAGGCCGGGGCCCCGCCGGGCGCCAAAUUCAAACCGGGGCCGCCCCGGGAGUGCCGGAGCCGCCGCCACUUCCAUCGGUCCUGUCCGCCCGGGAGCUGGGGGUGGAGCAGAUCGCAAAGGGCCGUACGUGUGCCUGUGUGCCAUGACCCCCAUGGAGUGCGGAGCGUUCCCGUCGCUGCCGGGCAGCCCCCGAUCCCGGCUGUCUGAUCCCUGCGCGUAGGGCAGCUCGGUUUGUUUUUCGCUGGACUCUCUGCUUUGUAUCAAUGAUUUGUUCCUCUCCCUUUCAAUGGAGAGUGACAGUAUAGAUCAAUAAUGAGGACCAGCCCUCGCAGGCCCUUAAUUCUCAAAAGACGGAAACUGACCCUCCCACAGAAGGAUGAAUCCAGCACUUCAGCAAGAGAUGAGAACAGAGGUCAGGAUGAAAAGACUCCCAAGCAGGAGCACAGCCAGGAGGACCAACACAACAGACAACCCAGAGACAAAAGGGACGGUGGCCUGCAGAAAUUCCCAGCAGGAAUAAAGAUAAUUGACCAUCCUACAAUGCCCAACACACAAGUGGUGGCCAUCCCUACAAAUGCUGAUAUCCAGAGCAUCAUAGAGGCAUUGACGGCAAAAGGAAAAGAAUGUGGCAACAAUGGACCCAACAAGUUCAUCCUCAUUAGCAGUGGGGGCACGUCCCGUUCAGCAGGUCCAGCACCAGCACAGCAUCUCCCAUCAGAGAAGAAAGCCAGUGCAGCAGUCAAGGCUGCAGAUGGUCCAGAAAGGGAGAAGAAUGUUACACAGACACCUGGUCUUGCAGGCAGGACAGCGCUCUGGCAUUCAGGAGUUGAUUCUGCAGGUGGACAGGAACAGGAGAGCAACAGCAGUGGUGAGACAAUGAGCUCUGUGUUGGACAAUAGUCUCACUAACAUCCAGUGGCUGGGGAAGAUGAGAUCUGAUGGGCUUAAUCCCUCUUCUGUGAAGCAAGACACAGAGAAAGAGAACCAAAUGCCUCUGCAGGAAAGAAUCAAGACUGAAGAAGAAGCUGCUGCUGCUAUUCCUACUGCUGCUGCCUCCUCAUCAUGGCAGGAUUCAGUGUCAGAACGACCUCCUUACUCCUACAUGGCCAUGAUCCAGUUUGCCAUCAACAGCACUGAGAAGAAGCGUAUGACUCUGAAGGACAUCUAUACCUGGAUUGAGGAUCAUUUCCCUUAUUUUAAACAUGUAGCUAAGCCAGGUUGGAAGAACUCCAUUCGGCACAACCUGUCCCUUCAUGAUAUGUUUGUCCGUGAGACAUCUGCUAAUGGUAAAAUCUCGUUCUGGACUAUUCACCCUGAUGCAAACCGUUGCCUAACAUUGGACCAGGUAUUUAAGCCGCUGGAAUUGGGGUCACCAACAUCGCCUGAAUGCUCUGAAUCACAGCAAAAGAGUCGUCUUCCAGAUACCCUGAAGAACGUGGGAAGCAAAAGUGAACCCCAGAAUUCACGCCGAAAGAUGAAGCCUUUGCUUCCCCGUGUCAACUCCUACCUAGUUCCAAUCCAGUUUCCUUUGAGUCAGCCUCUUGUCUUGCAGUCUUCUAUGAAGGUUCCUCUAUCCAUGGCACAGGGAGCAUCCCUUAACAGCUCAGAGACUUUGCAGAGUAAUAAGCGUGUGCGCAUUGCUCCAAAGAUGUCACUAUCUACAGAAGAGUCACCCUCUUUACCCACGUCUGCUGUCAAGGAAGAGGGUCAAUGUGAUGAGGGUUUAUUCUCCCCAGCCCAUUCCCUAAAGGAGAACAGCUCCCAGCCUGGUGAGGAAUUGGCUUCUUUCCCUGAAGGUGUCUGUAUAAAGGAGGAAGAAGGCUGUCAACUGGAUGACUGGCUGUCCCCAUUUGCCUCAACCAUAACAGUAAAGGAAGAGCCAGGCUUAUUCCUCCCAGACUCAUCCACAAAGGAGAAGAAACAGUUCACCACACUGAAGUCUCCACCUAGGGCUGUUUCUGACUCAUUAGUUAUAAAGAGGCGGGAAAGGCGGGAAAUGGGCAGAUCCAGAAGGAAACAACGUCUAGCACUGCCUUGCUCAGAAGAACCUGUCCUUGUUUUGCCAGAAAGCAACAGCUUUGACCGUUUUUGGUUAGGGGCAGACCGUUCCUUCCCACUGGAAAGCCAGCCUCUUGAACAUGUAUCACAGCUCAGCUGCUCGCAGGGAGAAGAAGGAGCCUUUAAAACACCAGUCAAGGAGAUCUUCAGCAAACUGCCAGUUUCUUCCACUCCCAGCAAAGUCUCAGCCACUACUACCCCCUCACUAGAGGGCCUUGACCUCUGGAAGUCUGCUUCCUUAGCCAAGGGAAGUCACGAGCUGGACUUCAGUCCAGUGAAAACCCUUCAGUUGCCAUUCACACCCCUCCAGGACAACCAGGACUUACUGGGUUUUAACAGCACACCCCUUAAAAACCCGCUCUUUGAUUCGCCUCGGGAAUUGCUCAAUACAGAAUCCAGUGAUAUGGCUCAUGCCCCCCUCACGAGCUCUCCAGCGUUUGUUCGUGAGUCUGCUAAGCAAUCAUCUGCUGAACUGACAGCCUCUGGCUUUACUGAAAACCGGUCACUCAUGGAGGGCCUUAUCCUGGACACCAUGAAUGAUAGUCUGAGCAAAAUCCUUCUGGAUAUCAGCUUUCCCGGUCUUGAGGAUGAAAAUUUAGGAACAGACAUUAGUUGGUCUCAGCUGAUACCUGAACUGAAGUAAACUGGCCUGAGGGCUGAAUUUGGCUUGUUCUGAUGUUACAGAAAGCACUCUACAUGAAUGGGUCUCAGAUGAGUAGUCUAAGACAACUCCUUUGACUAAUUCCUGCAAUAGGAAUAAUAAGAGGGUGUAACUGACUCCUGCUAAGCUGGGAGACAGGCCCAUCAGCUGCUAUGAGCUUCUUUUGUAAGAUGCUAUCGACUUUGUGUAGAACAAGGUAGAACUGCUCUAGCCUUGUGCUAGAGAUAAGAAUCCCUGGAGAGAGGUUAUCAAGAGAACAUCUAGGUAGGCCCUGAAUGGCAUUUGCUCCUCAGGGUAUCAGAGGAAAUGAACACACUCCUCAGUGUGUUCUCAGGAAAGAGCCUAGGAAUCUCAUCCUAGCUCUGUCUUAAUUUCCUUUACUUUGUUCCCCUAUUACUUAGUAUCUUCUGUCUAGAUUUAAUGGGUGUAAAUACUGUACAUUCCUUAAAUUAGCCAUUUAAUUAUAAGAAUAAUUUUAUUAUUGUAGGGUUACGGGAAUAUUUUGACUGGUAAGGGAUUGACCUAGAGUGUUGUCCGUAUGUUCCACACCUCCUGUAUUCUACCCUAAAUAAGACCUCAAAGUGAGAGGCAUGAAGUACUUAUGUAGAAGAGCUCACAUCAAGCCACAUAGCUCUUUUGAUUCCAGAGUCCUAUUAUGUACCUGGAGGACUAGGUAGAGAGACUGUUGCAGUAAGAUGGACCUUUAUUGAAUGGUUAGAGCUUCUCUCAUUACAGUCAUCAGUUGAAAAUGUAAAAAAGAACCUCUAAAGCAAAUGCUGAUAUUUCCACUGUAAAGUGACCUCUGGAAAUACAAGGUAUGUGUGUCUCGGUUCAACAGAACAACUGUUCCCAGCUCUCUAGAACUUAUGUCAAAGUAGGAAAUUGCCAUGGAGAAGAUCUGAUCCUUCUGCUUUCAAACAUGGUGACUCCUGUAUCUACAUACUCAAUAAAGCUUCUGUGGGAACACAGCUGAGUAUUAUCUGUACCCUUCUUAGCUGGGAUUGGACCAUAACAUGAGCAACCAAUUUUUGCACAUCUCAUGUGUGUGUGCUUUGUGAUCACUGAGCAAGUGGUCACUGGGAUGUUUUCAGUAUUCCUCAGGCAAUGUUGACCAAAACACAUUAAAUUUGGUUACUCAACCCACUGCUUCAUACAAUAUACUUUUUCCUGCCAUUUGUGGAUAAAUCCUGACUUUACAAGUCAGAAGCAUACAAUCUAAAACAUCACAACACCACCAGCAGAUGACUUUCUCUAUCUUGUAAAUGCAAAACAAAUCUCAAUCAAAACUCUGUAUUUCUACCUUCCCUUAAAGAGAUAAAACCAGUUUUAGAUAUGUGUGGUUUUCAGAACUGCAGUUCUCUUGUGUGCUUUUUAGAGGUGUUUGCCCUCAGAAGAUGCUUCAAGAACUUUGGUUUAACGGUUAUUAUUUCAGUUUCUCUGGUGAUGAGGCUGCAGAGAAGGCCUGGUUUGUGGCAUACUUUCUGUUAGCACAUCUUGUACAGCUGUCAACACUCUACUUGGCUUUCUCAAGGUAUCCUGUCAUCCUUUGAUCUCACUUCUCGAGCCUGAGAGGAUGUAUGCACACGGCUGACAUCCAAGAGCCAGCUAUUUGUCUCCAGCAAAUAAUGAAAUGUUCUUGUCCUUUGUGUCAAUUCAAGGCAGGUGAUCCCCUGCUGUCCCUAUCAGCUGAGGUGCUUUGAUAGCCACCUCACAUUAUGUUUUGAACAUAGUAGUCCCAAAGUUUAGUUUCCCUUCCUGUUAAGUGUUCCAGUGAGAGCACUGCUAGAGGGCAGUUAUAUGAAAAAGGAGGGAGGAACAACAGAAAAAAUUCCAGAAUACUGCUCCCCAGCAGAUUUCCCAUUGUUUGGACCAACCUAGUUCAAAGCCCCUGUUGGUGAGGAUUUAGUUACAAAAUGUUUCUCUAUCUGUGUUUGCCUUAUAUUCUGUCCAGAUCCUUUCCUUAAGGAAAGAUAGUUAUCACCUGUCCUUCUGCAUGCUCAGUAUUUGGAUUAUAGUGUAGAGGUGUGAUCUUGUAAGACUGUGCAUGCUUCUGUCCCCCCUCUUUCAGUAAGAGCAGAGCCAUACUUCUUGUCUUUUCAUGAACCUGUUGCAGCUCAAGAGCAAGUGGGCACAGCUCUUCACACCCUUUGCAUAGCAGCCCCCAGAUCUUCUCUGAAUGAUGUGCAAGACUGCCCUUAAGUUCUGAUAAUAGAGAAGGCUGUUUAACACCUAGCCAGUAAAAAAACACAUUAAUUUAAGAUACAAUUUUUAAGAGACCUGGGACACACAAAUCUACAGGGGGCCAGCAAGUGCUGUGGAUGCUCUGGUCCUCUGAAAAUUCUGCUCUACACCUGGCAGGAAGUGCAACAGAUGCAAAGGGGAAGGUAAUUCCCCUACAUUGGUUGAGUGAGGUUUUUCCUACUAUGUUACAUAAGCUGAAAAGGACUGGAUACCCCGUGACAUGAGGUGAGCAAGGAUGAUUGCCACCUUUUUGAUUUUGUAGCUUGGCUGGCAGAGGAAGAACUCGAUUCCUUCCUCAUACUGAAGAGAAGAAACCCCGUUUUACAAAGUAGCAGUCUUUUUGUGACAGUGUCAGGCCUUCAUUUCUACCAGAGGGCAGAGUAGCUCUAAAGAAAGGUGAAAAUUUCUUUUUUAGUGAAAUAUCUGAUUUCUUCUCUAAAAUGCAGUAUGGACUCAGAGAGCACAAUGACAGGCUUGAAAAAUGUGAGCUGGUUCCUGAACAGAAAUAGCAUCUUUCCCCCCUCCCCUUUUUGUGACAGAGGUGAGCUACGACUGGAUAAGAAGAUAUUCAGGGCAUAACAAAGUAUUAGCUGCCUGAAAUUAAGAAGAAAAUGUCCUGCUUUACCAGCCAUCUCAGACUGGUUUCUUGCUUUGAAACAAGGAGAGUUUAGAAUGUAAAGGCCACGAAUCUGAACUGCUGAUGCAGGUCAAAUGACACAUUUGUCCUUGAGUUUCAGCUAUGACUUUCCUUGGAAAAAUAAAGAUCGUGAAUACCCUGAUAUACAGCUUACAGACAAUGCAGGCAAAGCAAAUUCUAUUCUACAUCACAAAAUCGGUGAGAAGUUGUUAUAUAGAUCACACUGAUGAACUGUUUACAUAGAAGGUAUAUCAUCAGAAUUUAUCCUCCUAAUUUGCUUCCUUUUUUUUUUUUUAAUGCACCCAUUUCAAAA